Messenger RNA from Dichomitus squalens LYAD-421 SS1, 1986 nucleotides. RefSeq lists its product as uncharacterized. Lineage: Eukaryota; Fungi; Basidiomycota; Agaricomycetes; Polyporales; Polyporaceae. The transcript is spliced from 4 exons. The record is from RefSeq and is a predicted model, not a curated record. Gene Ontology annotation, cellular component: lipid droplet. Bases 1 to 1986 code for a protein of 661 amino acids.
AUGCGCUCCGGAACUCAUCAAUCGCUUUUCACGCCAGUUGCUAUAUUCCAUGCAUCAUUCCACAGAACACAAGGCAAUAUCAUCGACUGGUCCCUCAAAGCAAGUGACGAUUUGGAUCUUACGCAUGUCGAGUUUAGUUCCCUGCCGAGCGGGCUACACCUCAUAGAGCGGGAUGUAAUAUACUUCACGAAGGAUGAUUACCAAGGCGUAUGCGUCUUCCGACGACGACAAACAUCUGAACACGGCCAUAGAGGCUUCCGCCUUUCCUCGCUGGGCAUUCUCCUAGCCAAGUCCCCUCGAGCACGCCCAUGGCGGCAUGUAGCCGCCCUUAAGCGGCUUGUGAACUCUAUCUAUACUGCGCUCGACGAUAGAGACACGAUGGAGCCUACAGACGAGGAUUGGGAUCCCGCGCGCGAGUUUUUCGAGCAGCGCAAGGUGCGUCAGACCCUAGACGACAGCAGUGCAAGCACGAGUUCCAGCACUGGAAGCAACUGGCGAGGAUGGGCCGCUGAGCUGGACGGGUCUCGGUCCGACUCUGCUCCCACCGUACACCUUCCUCACCUCCUCCGCAUCCUUGGGCCCUCUUCUCUCACGUUAUACAAGCAUAUACUCGGCCGACGACGUGUCCUUAUCAUCACUUUGCCCCCUGUUGAAGCCGCCUGCAUUCUCUGCCAAGUCGCGGCUGAUACGUGCUACGAAGAGCAAGUGAGCGAACUAGUCUCGACGAUAGAUCCAAGUGAGAACGAGGAGAGUGAGCCACGACGGUUGAAGGGCAAGAGCACCUCUGGCAUCAAAGUUCUCGGCAUGGUCACCCUCAAUGAUCUGGACAAGCUCGCGUUUGAGAGCAAGUCAGGCCGCGGUUGGAUCGCGUGUACGACAGACUCUAUCUUCCUCGACAAACCGUCAUACUAUGACCUCCUUAUUGACCUACGUUCCGCCACGCCCAACACCCGGCCGGCAUUCUACGUUGCGAAACCCGUCGACCAGCUCAACGGCCGAGGCCCCACCCACCGCCUCUCCAGCGUCCGCUUCACUUGGAGCGAUGUCAGACUCUGGACCGAGCUCGACCGCCUCCUCCAGCUCGACUCCGAAAACGGCCACGACCUCUGCUGCGACCCCUCCCAGCACAUCGGCAAGCCACGCAGCAGCACCAGCUCCACCUGGACCGAUGUCUGGCGCGUCUACGAGGACGUGUGCGUCAUGUGCGCCGGCCUCUGGAUGGGCGCGUGGCGCAAUGGCAACUUGGGCCCGUCCUAUCCUGGCACUACCCCGCGUCGCUCGGCGAAUUGGGGCACGGGCACGGGGAGCAUCCGCCUGGAGGGCGACGACGAGCUCAACGCGCGCACACGCUCCGCCCCGUCCGUUCGUACGCUUGGCAUGGGCAUCGAGGGCCGGCCGUCGGGGAGCGGGAGCACGCUCAACGCGGGGAGGACGUCUCGCAUGAUGAGGAGGGCGAGCACAAUGUCCGCGUGGACGUGGACGGGCAUCAAGGGUGCGAACAACGCGAGCGACAACGACAAUGAUAACGAUGCUACCGACACGCAGCCCGCGACGGAGGACGUUCCGGCGAUGUUCAUACCUGGAGAGCGCAGCAACCUUCCGGAGCGCGCCACCCCGGCGGACGCAGCCACAAGCGCGACGAGGGACAGGCAGGUGCUCACGACGCUCGCGCUGCUCGACACGUUUCAUGCGCAUACGACGGCGAUAUUGUCAAGGCUCGCGACGUUGCUCGAGACGCGUAAGCAGUGCAGCCCCUCGUCUUCGUCACGGAGGGAGCGGAUAGUAUUGGGAGGCGGGGAAGGUGUCCGAGAGGGCGGGGCAGUGAUGCUGACGCCGAAGGAUGUGAUCUCAUUCGAGCUCGGGCCGUUCAGCGGGUUAGAUGCGCGGUUUGUGGAAUGGCUGGGGGAGGAGUACGGGGGUGGGGUACGGGUGCUCGUCAAACGCGGGUGGAAGGAUUUGGUUGGUCUCGUCUUCGGACUUGGUUGA